Molecule: messenger RNA, 576 nt
Organism: Cyclocybe aegerita
Lineage: Eukaryota; Fungi; Basidiomycota; Agaricomycetes; Agaricales; Hemipholiotaceae
Source: the annotation of a GenBank genome assembly
AUGUUCCUCGACUUUUGCGCAGCGAUUCAAGUCUUUGGGAAAAGGAUCGAAGGAACUAAGCGCGCCGCUGCUGACGACACCUCCGAGACUGCGACCAAAUCCAAAGUCGCGCGAACAGAGAAGAAUGGGAACGGAGCAAAGAAUAAGAAGGCGGCUGUGAAGGUCCCUACCACAGACGAGUUCAAGGCCAAGGCUCUCCCACUGCACGUACACCUCACGCAUACGCCGCCGAGCAUCCAGAAGGAAGGCGCAGUCGACAGCGAGGGCAAGGAGGAAGCACCUCCGCCUUCCGACGCGUCUGCUGAGGACGUUGGCUUCAUUGGAAACGUUACCCUCGUCCCAAGCACCUUCAGCACGGGUAGUUAUGGUUGGAAAGGCAGCAAGCGUAUUACUGUCGAGCUGCAGGGAGGAGAGGCGGACGCUGAAGGUGGGAAGGAGAAGGUGACAAUUAUGUUGUCGAUUAAUGCUACGGUUGUUGGCAGCAAGCCAGCUAAAGGUGCCAAGGGGAAGAAAGGGAAGAAAAAUCAAGACGAAGAGGCCGACGAAGAGGAGGCCGAAGAAGACCCAGAAGAAUAA